AUGGCGAUCUUCCGCUAGGCCCUCACCGGUAAAUUGACUCUCUCGGCUUCCGUUACUCUCUCCGCUUUAUCCUCUUGCCCUUCGUCGCCAUGGCGGCCAUGAGCUUGUUGCAGCGGGUUUCGGUCACUACACUGGCAGCUCUGUCUGGCCGCCGCCUCGGUGCUCGACUCGGAUUCGGGGGCUUCCUCACCCGUGCUUUGCCGAAGACUGUCGCUCCUGUUCGACACAGUGGAGACCGUGGGAAAAGACUGUUUAUCAUUAAACCUUCUGGAUUCUAUGACAAGCGUUUUUUAAGAUUAGCGAAAUUCUACAUUUUGUUGACUGGGAUUCCAGUAGCAAUUAUCAUAACUCUGGUGAAUGUAUUCAUUGGUGAAGCUGAAUUAGCAGAAAUUCCAGAAGGUUAUGUCCCAGAACACUGGGAAUAUUACAAGCAUCCUAUAUCAAGAUGGAUUGCCCGCACUUUCUACAACUGUCCUGAAAAGAAUUAUGAAAGAACAAUGGCUAUCCUUCAUAUUGAAGCCGAAAAGGCUGAAUUACGGGUAAAGGAGCUGGAGGUACGAAAAUUAAUGCAUGAGAGAGGCGAUGGACCCUGGUAUCAAUAUCCAACCAUUGAUAAGGCACUUAUUGAUUAUUCUGCAAAAGCAACUCCUGACAACUAAUUAUGUUUUUCCAAAUACAAAGUAUAUUCUCUUUAGUGGAAAAUAAAUUAAUAAAUAUAAUCUGUAUUUUUGUUCUCUGUAAUGAAUAAAAAAUAAGAGCUUUUGCUUGGGGGUUUCAGCUUCUUUUAAAAAGGUUUCAAAUGUAAUAAUAAAAACUGAAGAAAUAAGAAUUUGAACUCCUAAAGUUGUGGUAAGUGUAAAAGGUUAGUGUUUUAUUUAUCUGUCAAAUGGAAGUUCUAAAAGAGAAGUCUACUUAUGUUAAAUGUCAGGAAGUGUAGUAGUUUGGACACAUGUCUGUCGUAGAUUAUUCAGAGGCAACUCAGGAUUUUAAGUUGCACAAGAAAUAUUGAACAAACUAUAUAAAACAUUAACAACUUAAUAAACAAAUUUUCAGUAAACAAA
Messenger RNA from Cynocephalus volans (Philippine flying lemur), 1061 nucleotides. RefSeq names its product NADH:ubiquinone oxidoreductase subunit B5 (gene NDUFB5). Bases 90 to 659 code for a protein of 189 amino acids. NCBI's taxonomy places the organism in Eukaryota, Metazoa, Chordata, Mammalia, Dermoptera, Cynocephalidae. The transcript is spliced from 6 exons. The record is from RefSeq and is a predicted model, not a curated record.